AUGCGCGGGGUGUUGCCGGGUCAUGUUGACGAACUGGUCAUUGCGGGGACCCUAGUGAAUUGCUGGGUCAAGAAGAUUUUCGUGGAUGCAGGGAGUUGUGCCGACAUCAUACUCUAUGAUGCUUUUAAAAAGAUGAACCUGGAUGAAGAGGACCUCAAACCUUGCAAAACGAUGCUGGUAGCCUUUAAUGGAGAGCAUACGCCUCCUAAAGGCUACAUUGAUCUCAGGUUAACCCUGGGAGCAAAAGAAGCGUUCAGAUCAGAACGAGUUAGGUUCAUAGUGGCCAACUUCCCUUCAGAAUAUAAUAUAAUUCUGGGAAGACCAACCAUACAUCAGUGGGACAUGUUGGUUUCAAAAAAACACCAGAAAUUAAAAAUGGUGAGUAAUAAGAAUGAAAUAAUCACUGUUUGUGGAGAUCAGAAGGAAUCCAGGGGCUGCUACUUUGAUACUAUCAAAGAAAAUGAAGGGGGACGUUAG
Molecule: messenger RNA, 477 nt
Organism: Gastrolobium bilobum
Lineage: Eukaryota; Viridiplantae; Streptophyta; Magnoliopsida; Fabales; Fabaceae
Exons: 1
Coding region: 1-477 (158 amino acids)
Source: RefSeq, a predicted model, not a curated record